Molecule: messenger RNA, 1650 nt
Organism: Scomber scombrus (Atlantic mackerel)
Lineage: Eukaryota; Metazoa; Chordata; Actinopteri; Scombriformes; Scombridae
Product: ATP-sensitive inward rectifier potassium channel 12-like
Exons: 2
Coding region: 1-1650 (549 amino acids)
Biological process (GO): potassium ion import across plasma membrane; regulation of monoatomic ion transmembrane transport
Cellular component (GO): plasma membrane
Molecular function (GO): inward rectifier potassium channel activity
Source: RefSeq, a predicted model, not a curated record
AUGGGAACAAGUAGAGUCAACAGGUACAGUAUUGUGUCAGACAUUUUACCAGAGGACGAACGCCAGAAGAUCUCUAACUUAGGACUCCAUAACGGCCAUAGAUCCCCCAAAAUUCAACUGCACUCAGCCUGUGAGACAGAAUCAGAGGACCGUAGGAGGAGGUCGGGAUCCUCCACUGCCGUGCCCAGCACAAAGGGACAAGGAGGGAUGAGCAACUACAACGGGAAGAUUCUGACUAGGGGCUCCAAUCACAUACGGAGCCGAUUUGUAAAGAAAAAUGGACAAUGUAAUGUUGUAUUCACCAACAUGGAAGACCAGAGGCAGCGGUACCUAGCUGACUUCUUCACCACCUGCGUGGACAUCCGCUGGAGAUACCUGCUGCUUUUAUUCUGCACCAGCUUCUUGAUCUCCUGGCUCUUCUUUGGCAUCAUCUUUUACACUGUCUCCCUGGCACAUGGGGACUUUGAGGAGCAAACUAUGGUGAAGAAUGAUGGGCUGGCGGUGGCAGGGCUGCAUGGACCCACCUCUGGACACGCAGUUGGAGGGCCAACACAAAGAAUGCCCUGCAUACUUCAUGUCCAGGGCUUUCUUGGGGCACUCCUGUUCUCCAUGGAGACCCAGACCACCAUUGGUUACGGUUGGCGCUGCGUUACAGAGGAGUGCCCUAUUGCCGUGAUCACAGUGGUUAUCCAGUCAAUUGUGGGCUGCAUCAUUGACUCCUUCAUGAUUGGCACCAUCAUGGCCAAGAUGGCGAGGCCAAAGAAGAGGAACCAGACCCUUAUUUUCUCCAAAAAUGCUGUCAUCGCCAUGCGUGAUGGCAAGCUGUGCCUCAUGUGGAGGGUGGGUAACCUACGGAGGAGCCACAUUGUGGAGGCUCAUGUCCGUGCCCAGCUCAUACGGUCAUACGUCACAGCUGAAGGUGAGUUUAUCCCUUUGGAGCAGAUGGACCUCAAUGUGGGUUACGAUGAGGGCACAGACAGACUCUUUCUUGUGUCACCAAUAGUUAUAAUCCAUGAGAUAGAUAAAGAUAGCCCCUUGUACGCUUUAAGCCGAGCUGAUCUGGAGUCUGAUGACUUUGAGAUUGCUGUGAUCUUGGAAGGGAUGGUAGAGGCGACGGCUAUGACCACCCAGUUCCGUAGCUCUUAUCUUGCCAGAGAGAUCUUCUGGGGCCACAGGUUUGAGCCCGUGAUUUACGAGGACAAGAACUGCUACAAGGUAGACUAUAGUCGCUUCCACAACACUUAUGAGGUGCCGUCGACACCCCACCUCAGCGCCAAAGAGCUCGAUGAGGCUGCAAGCCGGGCCUCUUCUCCUGCUACCCCCGCCUCUACGUGUAGAUCCAUGAAGGACUUGAUGCCGCGGUCGGUGGGCGCCUUCUGCUAUGAGAACGAGAUAGCAUUGAGUGGUGGAGAGGAAGAGGAUGACAUCUUUGACUCUAAUCAGAUUGUAGGGAAGGAGAGGGCAGAGGAGAGGAGGACCUCAGUUUCUGUAGACUUUCAAAAUAUGUUCCAGGACACUGCGACCGUGACAUCUGGCAGUCACAGCGUCAUGUGUGUUCUGGACAUGGACAAUAACCAGAUGGAGUUUGAUAUCCUACAGACUGCCAUUCCUCUCGAUCCAGUGACCUACAAGAGCGAGCAAGAGAUCUAA